AUGGGAGUAGAACAAACCGAAGGAGUGAAGCAACCUGAAGAGGAGAGGCAGGAAACAGAGACACACAAGUCAGAGGAAAGGAAUGAUGAGAAAGAAACAGUGGAAGAGGCCGAAGUACAACCGGAGGAGCCGGAAACUAUAGCCCCAACCGUGUCAAAACCAAAGCCAGUUAAGAGGACACUAGUGUUGAAAAACGACCCCAAGGAAGAAAGGCAGAAGCUCAAGAGAGUGUCACAGAGAUGCUUAGGAAAAUGGACGUCCAACAAGGCAGGAGCAAACACGGCAGCAGAUGCAGUGGAGAUCUCUAGUGAAGAUGAGGUGGCUGAGGCAGGAGCAAACACGCCAAAUAACCAGGAGGAAGAGGCUGACAAGGUGGCUAAGGGUCUGGACCUCGCAUCGAAGUCAGUAGGUCAGGAGGAAGCGAUAAAUAAUGAUACCAGUGACUGCGUGGUGACCGAGCCUACUGCCCAAGUGGAACAUUCAACACUAGCGGACCAGGAAGCUAAGGCAGACGAAGGUGAAGACAAGUACCUCCAGGAGAGGAAGCGAAAACGAAAGGCCCCUGCCAAGAAGAAGCAGAUCAUAAAGAAACAACGCACAGCCAACACCAGCAUAGUGAUCCGAGAGCCAGAAGAGAGAAAGAGGUUGAGUGACAGUGAUUACACUUCCAGCAAAGAAUCGGAGUCAGAGAGAGACGUCUCUCUAGACGGUGAGGAGUACCAUGAGCAGCAACUCCCUGACAACCACCAUUGCUAG
Molecule: messenger RNA, 756 nt
Organism: Salvia hispanica
Lineage: Eukaryota; Viridiplantae; Streptophyta; Magnoliopsida; Lamiales; Lamiaceae
Source: RefSeq, a predicted model, not a curated record